AUGAGUACUUUCACUAGGGCUAGGCCAUCAUUAAAGAUAGUUUUUGUAUUUAUCAUGUGGCAGUUUACCGAAACAUUGGGCGAAGGCGCUUACGGCGAAGUUGUAUUAGCCAAAAAUAUUCACACAAAUGAAUUUGCAGCAGUGAAAGUUAUUGAUUUGAAUCGAUUACAUGGAAAUGAUAUUGAUUUACAUCGCUCAUUGAGACAUGAGAAUAUCAUUCGUUUUUACGGUUAUAAACAACAACAAUCAAAUUAUUAUUUAUUUUUGGAAUAUGCAGCCGGUGGCGAAUUGUUCGACAAAAUUGAACCUGAUGUUGGUAUGUCUGAAGAUCAUGCCCAACAUUAUUUCAAACAAAUUAUUGAGGGAAUGCAAUAUCUUCAUUCACAUGGUGUUGCACAUCGUGAUUUGAAGCCGGAAAAUUUAUUAGUCACCAAUGAUGAUAUUUUGAAAAUUUGUGAUUUUGGAUUAGCAACGUUAUUUCGACACAAUAAUAUCGAACGAAAUCUAACAACAUAUUGUGGUACGGCACCGUAUUCGAGUCCAGAAGUUUGGGCUAAAAUUCCUUAUCGUGGUGAACCAGUUGAUGUUUGGUCAUGUGGAAUUAUUUUGAGUGCGAUGUUAACUGGAGAAUUGCCAUGGGAUCAGCCGUCACCACAAAAUCCGGAAUAUUUACGCUGGGCAUCGGGUGAUUGUUUUAGUAAUCCGUGGAGAAAAAUUGACAAUCUCGUUCUCGCUUUAUUACGUCGUCUAUUACAACAUGAACCACAAAAACGUGCAAUUGUUCGGGAAAUCAAGGCCCAUCCGUGGUUUAUCAAAGUAUUUACACAAGGCGAUCCACGCAUUGAUUAUAAGAAACAUGCUGUGUAUGUAAUUAAACCUACAAAUAAUGAACAAUGUGUGUCAUUAACACAGCCAACUACAAGUUCAUCGGUUAUCCAUACAGAAUCUGAUUCUGCAUGGAUAAAUAGUUUUUCACAACCAGUCAGACUCGAUGAUCUUGUUCUGAAUACUGAAAUGAUACCGUUAUCUGAUAUGGGAGAAAAUCCAGUUCAACAUCUCGUACAUCGUAUGACACGUAUUGUUUUAACAUCAUCAUUCAAUGGAACAAUCGCUCAUUUGACGAAACUAUUUGAUCAAUUGGGUUACCAUUGGAAAACAACGGCUGCUAAUCAAAUAACGGUAUUUUCACAAGAUAGACGACGAAAUGAAUUGAUAUUCAAAGCAAACAUAUUUAAACUUACUGAUUUGAUUAUGGUCGAUUUUCGUCUAUCAAAAGGAGAUGGAAUUGAAUUCAAGCGACGUUUUAUCACAAUCAGAGAUCGUUUAAUGCAUAUUUCAGCAUCUACGAACGGUUCCACAGAUCAUUUUCAUUCAUCCAAGACAACUUCUACUCUGAUAGCAGGAGGUAGUAAUAUUAGUUCGAGAAUGGAAGCCAUGGAUACUUAG
Molecule: messenger RNA, 1446 nt
Organism: Didymodactylos carnosus
Lineage: Eukaryota; Metazoa; Rotifera; Eurotatoria; Philodinida; Philodinidae
Source: the annotation of a GenBank genome assembly